This is a messenger RNA of Culicoides brevitarsis, 1865 nucleotides long. It is a transcript of the gene Alg3, whose product is annotated as lethal(2)neighbour of tid protein 2. Gene Ontology annotation, molecular function: dol-P-Man:Man(5)GlcNAc(2)-PP-Dol alpha-1,3-mannosyltransferase activity. The transcript has a single exon. Lineage: Eukaryota; Metazoa; Arthropoda; Insecta; Diptera; Ceratopogonidae. Gene Ontology annotation, cellular component: endoplasmic reticulum. The coding region runs from base 179 to 1672 and encodes 497 amino acids. The record is from RefSeq and is a predicted model, not a curated record.
AUUUUUUUUUCUCAAUUUCAGUCAUAAAUCAGGCUUUUCUUCUUCUCAACCUUUAAAGAGAAUAUUUGUGAAGAAUCUUCAAAAUUCAAGACUCGAUUGUGAUGAACAUCUUCCAUUAAAAAAGGAUUUCAUUCAAAAUUUUCUUCUGCCUCAAAAAGACGAACGAAAAAUUGACACGAUGGCACCGGCAACGAAAAGCAAUAACAGCAAAUUUGCCAAAUUCUCAAAGAAAUAUCUCACACUCAACUUUAUCAAAUCCUUAAUUUUCGAUCCUGCUCAAUUAUGGAUUGUAUCUUUGUUGAUAUUAGUUGCUGAACUCGUUCUAAAUGUCUUAAUUGUGCAUCGAGUGAAAUACACGGAGAUCGAUUGGACUGCUUACAUGCAACAAAUUGAUACUUUUCUGAACGGAACAUUGGAUUAUUCAAAGUUACAUGGAGAUACGGGUCCUUUAGUGUAUCCAGCGGGUCAUGUUUACAUCUAUACUGCCUUCUAUUACUUGACGUCGUUCGGAAAAAACAUCCGUUUGGGACAAUAUUUGUUCAUCGGGAUUUAUUUGAUGCAAAUGACGCUCGUUUUGAGACUUUACACGAAAUGUCGGAAAGUUCCUCCUUACGUUUUGGUUAUAACUGCCUUCACAUCGUAUCGAGUGCACUCAAUUUACGUCCUACGAUUGUUCAAUGACCCGUUAGCUGUGUUAUUUUUGUAUAUGGCAUUGAAUCUGUUCAUGGAUCAGAAAUGGAGUCUCGGAAGUAUCGCCUUUAGUGUUGCUGUUUCGAUCAAAAUGAACAUUUUGCUGUUCGCUCCUGCCUUAUUACUCUUCUACAUCACAAAUGUCGGUUACAAAGGAACGUUUAAACAACUCUCGAUUUGUGCUGCGGUUCAACUUUUGCUUGGAGCACCGUUUUUGGCAACAUAUCCCGUCGAAUACAUCAAAGGAGCUUUCAAUUUGGGAAGAGUUUUUGAACAUAAAUGGACCGUCAACUAUAGAUUCCUUCCCGAAGAGAUUUUUGUCGACAAAAAAUUUCAUCUUGCAUUAUUGGGAGUACAUUUAGCACUUUUAGCGUUAUUUGCAACACCUUCGUACAAAUAUUUCAUGAACUAUUUCCGUUUGAGGCAGUUGGAGAAACAGCUACAACCCCAAAUUGAUGCUGAAAAUCGUCUGAAAAAGACUCAAAAAGUGAAAAAAUCAACGAAAAAUGAAGAAAAACUUACAAAAGAUCAGCAGGAAUUUCUGAAUUCAUUCGAAAAAGGUCUCAAGAAGAACAUGAAGCAACAAGGAAAGCAACCAGAAAAGGUCGAAGAACCCAUUGAAGAAGAUUCAAAUCAAAAAUAUUCAGUUCAUUUUGAACAAUCAACACAAUUAGCGCUUCUUCCGUUAUUUUUGUCGAAUUUUAUUGGAAUGAUUUGUUGUCGCAGCUUACAUUACCAAUUUUAUAUUUGGUAUUUCCAUUCGUUGCCAUAUCUUUUGUGGUCGACGAAUUUUUCGACAAAUGUUCGAUUUUUGCUCUUGUUUUUGAUCGAAUUGAGUUGGAAUACAUAUCCAAGUACGGAUUUCAGCAGCGAACUUUUGCACGUUUGUCAUAUCCUUGUGUUGAUAGGAAUUGGGAGAAAUAUGAUGAAAACGCUCAGACAAGGACAAGAAGUUGUCGAUCAGAGCAAAAAGCAAAAGUAAAAACCAAAAAUUUAGUUAAAAUUUAUUAAAAUUGGAAAAAAGACAGAAUUUAAUAGCAUUUAAUUCGAAAUUUGUGAGGAAAUGUAAAAAUUUCUCAUAAAAUUGUAGUUGAACGGAUUGUUUUUUUUUACAUAAAAAUAUCUCCAAAAAGUGCCUUUUUAUCAAAUUUGAUGAAAAUAAUAAUUAAAACGUG